UCUUCACACUUCACACUUCACACAAAACCCCCAAAACAAGAAAGCAAUUCAAGAAGCUGGUGAUCGAGCCGAAAAAGAAAUGGUGAAGAGCAUCGAAGAGCAGAAGAAGAUGGCCGCCAAAUCUUCCGGCCCCGGCAUGGCGGCGGCGGCGAUGAUAAAGAAGAAGUUCAAAGGCGUGAGGAUGAGAAGCUGGGGAUCUUGGGUAUCGGAGAUCCGAGCUCCGAAUCAGAAGGCGCGGAUAUGGCUCGGCUCACAUUCCUCCCCAGAAUCCGCCGCCAGAGCCUACGACGCCGCACUCUUAUGCCUCAGAGGCGCCGCCGCUUCCGCCACUCUCAACUUCCCUCUCCGCCUCGCCUCCUACUACAUUCCUCCUUCCGACGCCGCCGUCUUGUCGCCGAAAUCCAUCCAGCGCAUCGCCGCAUCCGCCGCCGCCGCGGCAGAUGCCGGCGGACCUAUCCCUACACCGGCUCUCGCAUUUCCCCCUUCUUGCUCUCCAUCUUCCUCUUGCUCCGGCGAGCCUUCUCCGCUUUCGGAAGCCGCCCACUUUGAAGACGGCGGCGCGGCUCAUGAUCCGGCUCCGGCGGCUAUAAUGGCGUGUAGCUGGUACAACUUCGACUCCCCAAAGUACAUGUUUAUGAACGAGGGUUUGUUUGACCAAACGACGUUGGUUGACCAUCUGAACGAAGAUUUUGGAGACAUUCGGCUAUGGAGCUUCAACUGAUCAUCUAAAAUCUAUUCACUUCUAUUACACUAUAUCAUUGGUAUUUGGUAUCAUCGCUUUACGUAUUAGGGAGUAUGUGAAAAUCAAUUUGUUCAAUUUAUUUAUUCGUCUAAUGGCGACAAGAUAUAUUGUAUUUAGUUAUUUAUAUUAAUGUUCACGCGUUUGAACAUUAA
Messenger RNA from Cuscuta europaea, 894 nucleotides. NCBI's taxonomy places the organism in Eukaryota, Viridiplantae, Streptophyta, Magnoliopsida, Solanales, Convolvulaceae. The record is from the annotation of a GenBank genome assembly.